CCCAGCAAGGGCGACCCCUCCGCCGCCGCCGCCGCCGAGGUGGACGAGCGCUUCCCCGCCUGCAUCCGGGACGCCGUGUCGCAGGUGCUCAAGGGCUACGACUGGAGCCUGGUGCCCAUGCCCGUGCGCGGCAACGGCGCGCUCAAGGCCAAGCCGCACGUCAAGCGGCCCAUGAACGCCUUCAUGGUGUGGGCGCAGGCGGCCCGCAGGAAGCUGGCCGACCAGUACCCGCAUCUGCACAACGCCGAGCUCAGCAAGACGCUGGGCAAGCUCUGGCGCUUGUUAAGCGAGAAUGAGAAGCGUCCCUUUGUGGAAGAAGCCGAGAGGCUCAGGGUACAGCACAAGAAGGAUCACCCGGAUUACAAAUACCAGCCGCGGAGGAGGAAAAGCGUGAAAGCUGGCCAGAGCGAUUCUGAUUCGGGAGCUGAACUCAGCCAUCACGCGGGGAGCCAGAUCUACAAAGCAGACACGGGACUAGGGGGCAUGGCUGAUUCUCACCACCACGGCGAUCACACAGGGCAGACUCACGGACCACCCACCCCGCCUACCACUCCCAAAACGGACCUGCAUCACGGGAGCAAGCAAGAGCUGAAACACGAGGGGCGCCGCUUAGCGGAGAGCGGCCGCCAGAACAUCGAUUUCAGCAACGUGGACAUCUCCGAACUGAGCAGCGAGGUCAUUAACAACAUGGAGACCUUUGACGUCCACGAAUUCGACCAGUAUUUGCCCUUGAACGGCCACUCCGCCAUGCCAGCCGACCACGGGCAGAACUCUUCGGCGGGGUCUUACGGCACGUCGUAUUCCCAUUCGGCCGCCGGCAGCGGCGGAGCGGCCCAAGUUUGGACUCACAAGAGCCCGUCCUCGGCUUCCCCUCCGUCCAACGAAACCGGGCAGCAGAGGCCGCACAUCAAAACGGAGCAGCUCAGCCCCAGUCACUACAGCGACCAGUCCCACGGCUCACCGGCUCACUCCGACUACAGCUCCUACAGCUCACAGGCGUGCGCCACCACGGCGUCCUCCGCCACGGCCGCUGCUUCUUUCUCCAGCUCCCAGUGCGACUAUACAGACCUCCAGAGCUCUAACUACUACAACCCCUACCCUGGCUACGCCUCCAGCAUUUACCAGUAUCCGUAUUUCCAUUCCUCCCGCCGCCCCUACGCCACGCCGAUCCUGAACGGCUUGUCCAUCCCUCCUUCUCACAGCCCCAGGGCAAACUGGGACCAGCCUGUCUACACAACCCUGACAAGGCCUUAGAGGAUGCUAAGAGUCUUUCAGGUCUUCCCAAAACUAUAUGCACUAAAAUGAAGGAACGAAGAGGAAAAUAAUAAUUAAAAAAAAAAAAC
Molecule: messenger RNA, 1343 nt
Organism: Alligator sinensis (Chinese alligator)
Lineage: Eukaryota; Metazoa; Chordata; Crocodylia; Alligatoridae
Gene: SOX8
Product: SRY-box 8
Exons: 3
Biological process (GO): neural crest cell development; enteric nervous system development; negative regulation of transcription by RNA polymerase II
Cellular component (GO): nucleus
Molecular function (GO): RNA polymerase II cis-regulatory region sequence-specific DNA binding; DNA-binding transcription factor activity, RNA polymerase II-specific
Source: RefSeq, a predicted model, not a curated record